AUGGCGUCGAUGCAGAGCUGGCGCAAGGCCUACGGCGCCAUCAAGGACACCACCACCGUGAGCCUCGCCAAUCUCAACUCGGACUUCAAGGAUCUGGAUGUGGCGAUCGUGAAGGCUACUAACCACGUGGAGUGCCCGCCCAAGGAGCGACACCUGCGCAAGGUUGCUGCGGCGACGUCCAUCGCCAGGCCUCGGGCGGAUGUCGCCUACUGCAUCCAUGCGCUUGCCCGCCGUCUUGCCAAGACCCGCAACUGGAUUGUUGCUCUGAAAACACUUGUAGUAAUCCAUAGACUUCUUCGCGAGGGUGAUCCUACAUUUCGAGAAGAGCUUCUUAACUUUACACAAAGGGGACGGAUUCUGCAACUUUCAAACUUUAAGGAUGACUCCAGUCCAAUUGCUUGGGAUUGUUCUGCCUGGGUGCGCACAUAUGGUUUGUUUUUGGAGGAAAGGUUGGAAUGCUUCAGAGUUCUGAAGUAUGAUGUCGAAGCUGAGCAUUUGUCCAAACAAGGUCAAGGUCCUGAAAAGGGUCACAGUAGAACAAGAGAGUUGGAUUCACAGGAUCUGUUAGAGCAGCUGCCAGCAUUGCAGCAGUUACUAUACCGACUUGUUGGAUGUCGGCCUGAAGGAGCUGCAAAUAAUAACUACUUGGUGCAAUACGCUCUAGCUUUGGUGCUAAAAGAAAGCUUUAAAAUUUAUUGUGCGAUAAAUGAUGGAAUUAUCAACCUUGUUGAUAAGUUUUUUGAGAUGCCAAGACAUGAAGCACUUAAAGCUCUUGAAAUCUACAGAAGGGCUGGCCAACAGGCUGGGAGUCUAUCUGAUUUCUACGAGAAUUGCCGGGGUUUAGAACUUGCUAGGAAUUUUCAGUUUCCCACUCUGAGGGAGCCACCACAAACAUUUCUUGCAACUAUGGAGGAUUAUGUGAAGGAGGCUCCACGCAUGGUCCCAAUUCGAGAACCCCUGGAACUUCCUGAGAGGCUUCUUCUUACUUACAAACCUGAAGAAUCAGAGGAAAUUCCUGAGCCUGCUCCUGUUGAAGAGGAAAAGGCACCAGUUGAAGAACCUGUUCCGGUACCACCUGUUACUGAAGUUGUUUCACCUCCUCCCAAGACUGAGGUGGCCGAUACUGGUGACUUACUGGGCUUAGAUGAUCCAAAUCCUGCUGUAUCAGCUAUAGAGGAAAGCAAUGCUCUUGCCUUGGCUAUUGUUCCAACAGAUGGUGCUUCAACAACUGGUAACACUGCAUUUCAAGAUAAGGGGUUUGAUCCUACAGGAUGGGAACUCGCCCUUGUUACCGCACCGAGCAACACAACUUCAUCUUCUUCUGUCGGUCAAUUGGGUGGUGGAUUCGACAAGCUCAUUUUGGACAGCCUUUAUGAUGAUGGGGCCUACAGGCAGAGGCAACAGCAACAGCUGUAUGGUUCAGCAGCACCUAAUCCAUUCAUGACAAAUGAUCCUUUCGCCAUGUCAAACCAAGUUGCUCCCCCACCAUCAGUUCAAAUGGCUGCCAUGUCUCAGCAGCAUCCGCAGAUCCCCACGAUGAUGCAACCAAAUCCCUUUGGACCACCUAUGCAGCCACAGAUGGGCAUGGGCCCUGCAACAAACAAUCCCUUUCUGGAUUCUGGCUUCGGGGCAUUCCCAGUGGCGAACAGCGGCCAUCAGCAACACAACCCAUUUGGCAGUGCCCAACUUCUGUAG
This is a messenger RNA of Miscanthus lutarioriparius, 1695 nucleotides long. NCBI's taxonomy places the organism in Eukaryota, Viridiplantae, Streptophyta, Magnoliopsida, Poales, Poaceae. The record is from the annotation of a GenBank genome assembly.